This is a messenger RNA of Linepithema humile (Argentine ant), 3925 nucleotides long. The record is from RefSeq and is a predicted model, not a curated record. Lineage: Eukaryota; Metazoa; Arthropoda; Insecta; Hymenoptera; Formicidae.
AAAAAAUUAUUGACUGUCAGUUUGCACUACCUUCUGUUGCCUUUCGAUAUCAAUUUGUAACCUCGAAUUAUUUUACACUUAAUAAGUUGAAUGUAAAAAUGGAUUUUCUUUAUACUAUUAGUAGAAAGAACUCUUCAAGAGUUUCCUCCAAUCAAGAAUGCUUAUACCAUGGACAGUCCUUAUGUUCCUUAUCCAGUCGGAAUAUAGCAGCAUUUACUACGAUGACAGAAUUAGAUGAUAAUAAUGGCAAGACACGAGGUUGUCAUGUUUACGUAAUGGACUUAAAUAUGCCAUGGCACACACAUAAAGUACUUUCAAGUAAACACAACAUUACUGCCUUAGAAUGGGAUCUGCCUGGUGACAAGUUAGUAGUAGCAGAUACAGCUGGAAAUGUACAAUUGUGGAUGUUCAAGGAUCAUGUGUUAAAUGAUUGGGUAUUGAUAGGUUCUACACAUUUUCCUGGUGAACAUAUAUUAGGUGCAGCUUGGUUCCACAAUGGCAAGAAGACAGGACUAGUGACAGAAAAAAAGGACAGCAUCCAUUAUAGCGAGAAAUUCAAUCACUUGGUGUUUGCACCCUCGGUGAGACAGUUUGGAGGCAGAGCUGCUGAAGGUGUAUUGGUGGUCUCGACAACUGGUAUGGUCGGUGUGGUUAUGAUCACGAAAGACCUUCAAAAUCCGAUUUGCUACUCGACGGAAAGUCUUGGUAACACAAGGCACAGGAUAACCGCGGUCGAUCUAUGUUAUGGAAAAAAUGGCCACUUUCUCGUCGCAGUUAGCAGCGGUAGCAUCUGCUUGCCAAUAAGGUGUUAUAGAAUAUUAGUGCGCAAAAUUGAUGACAAAUGCACCAUCACUUCGCAGGCUCUGCCAAGCUUCUUUCUGCAGGAUGGAACGCCCAAGGACAAUUCAACAACUGUGACGCAUUUGAAAUUUGUCGUUAGAGAAGAUGCAGAUUCUUUGGUUAUCGCGGCGAAUAGCGAGAACGGCGGAUUUGUGGAAGUGUGGGAGUUGCGUGAAAAGUCACAACCGGUCCACAAACUAUUUCAGCCAAAGAACCUGGAACCUUUCAAGACAGUAAUCUGGCAAUAUCAGUCACAAUAUCGCUGCCAGUCACCAGUCACGGCGAUAGCGACCACUAAACUCUCUAUCGUGACAACGUUACCGCCUCCGAGUUACGUAAUCAUAGCAUUGGCGGAUUCAUCAGUGCACUGUUUAAAUCGUCUGGACUGUCUGAAGGAGGUGGCGCUUUCAUCCUUGACUAUGGGCUGGCGUCAAGAUGAACCGAGCAAUAAAUAUUUUAAGAACUCAGUGUCUAUCGCCCACAUGGAUCUUUCUUGGUUGGGAUGUGUGCUUCUCGCGUGUGAUACUCACGGCAAUCUGUAUCUCUACAAAUUGCUGCCAGACGGUACCACAGGUACAUCAAUGUCGUUGAGCUACGCUUGCACGUUACUGGAGUAUUGCCUGGUGACAGGACUGGAUUGGUUGGAUAUACUUUUAUGUUUGAGAUCAUCCAUGAUCGAGGCGCUAUGCGAACGAUUAGACGUCUCCUUUAACAGACAAUCACAACCUACGCAGCAGUAUCAUUAUAUUCAAUUUCUGUGCAUUAAGACGUCAUUGUAUAGAAUGCUUGUGUCUGGACAGAAUAAGGCAACAGAUUUGUCGUCGUUACUGAUGAUACAUUCGGUAGCUACAGCUUUCAAAUCCUUGUUGAGGCCAUCAGACUUGAUAUCUCAUGACAAAGGUCCUGCGGAGAGUUUAACCAUGGCGAUAACAGAUGUUGUUACUGAUCAGGAUGUUGAUACCAUCGAUACGGUAUUAUUUCAUCUUGAUGCGAAAGAAUUCACCGUAGAACCGAGCACGCUGCAAUCACUGCAACCGCUCAUUCAGUGGGUCGCUGACUUGGCCUUGAAUUUACUGGCCAGAUUACCCGAGCAAAGAAUGCAGAUGAAAACUGGUGGCUACGAACUUCUCAAGGAUCGCAAGGCUUUGAAUAUCAUUCGCGAACUGCUGGUUAUCAUCCGUACCUGGGGCUUGCUUCGUCCAUCGUGUCUGCCAGUAUUUACUCGGUGCGUGGACAAUCUGGACGUUCUGGCCUUGCUGUAUCGCUUGCUGUCGAAAUUGCUGCAACCUAACAGCGAUACGCAGCAGCAACAACUAAUGGACGAUAGUUUAAUCGAGUUUGUCGAGAUGAAGAAGAUGAACAAAGCGCGCGAUGAAGAAUCUAAAGAGAACGGCCGAAACCUGCCACCUUUGACGAUACACAAGAGAGUAUCCGGCGAGAACGAGGACAGUGGAGUCGAGCGGGUUGAAGAGGACGAGACGGCGCAAGGAUCGGACGAUGAUUGCAAGGAUCAUCCCUUCCAGGAUAAUGCGAAGCCGGUAAUAGUAUCGUCCUCGGUGGACGAGGUCAAGACGCCCAUGUCGCCGAGAGAGUUGUUCUUUAUCGAUCUGAUUCGCGAAGCGGAGAAAACUGAGAGCGCACAGUCUCAGCUGUGUCUUCAGCAGACGACGCACUUUUUCCCGAGCGAAAUGACUGAGGACGAUGCGAAGGAUGCGAAAGACGUAAAGGAGGAUGCGCAAGACGCGACGGACGUGAAGGAUGCGGAGGAGAACGCGAAGGACGCGAAGGAUGAAAACGACGGGAAGACGAAUGGAUGCUGUUUGUUACCAAACCAAGUCAUGAUUCCACAACUAUAUCAAAGCAACAGCAUAAUCGCCGUAGUCUCGCCGAUCUUGUUUUAUCAAAACCUUCCGUUACAGCUGGAGUACGGAGUAGAGCCCGAACAGUUGAUGUUUACGCCCGAAAUAAAUCCUGUUGAAGGUUGCAUACACAGCGGACAGGUUGUGGACACGAUACGACACUUGUAUUUAGGGAAACAACCGCUUCUAGUAAAGCAAUGCACGAGAUGCGGCGGUAAGGCGCAGGUACAAAACAUAACGAGGACGGCUGCGAUUAGGGCCUGGGAUCAAAGGUGGACACGAGCUUGCCGGUGCGGCGGUAUUUGGCGAAUUCACAAAGUUUGCUGAAUUCACAGUUCAGUCUUAUAACUGUCAACAAUCAAGAGACGUGAUAGCGUUUUCUGUCAGGUAUAUCUUGUGAGGUCUGAUCGAAAAAUAUCCAGACUAUGCGCCGUUCAAUAUCUAAUAAGUAGAGAGAGAAAUUAACAAUGUGAUAUAAUGUGGCCACUAUUCGGGAAUCGAUCGCUGAGUUUGUUUUGGUAAGUAAUUUUAUCCGGAUUUUAUAGCGAUUUUUACAAGUCGAUGUAGUGAGUCCUAGUGAUUUUUAACAUUAAUUAUCGAACAGAGCAACAUGUUUGUGUAAAACUUUAUUUAUUAUUUUUAUUUUUUACUAAAUUUUUUUAAUAAUGUAACAAUAUCUUAAAAGAGAGACACGCAUUUUUUACGUUUUAAAGAUGAAAUCAGAAACAAUCAUUUAUAUCUUUUAAAUUAUUUUCUUAAAUAAUGCACAUAUAAAAACGUAUUUUCCAAAAAUCGGUGUCGCAAUAAUUGAAAUUGGUAUAGAGAACUGCAUUGAACAAUCCAUCCGUAGAACAAAACUGUAUUUUAUCGUUUGCAAUUGAGAGAGGCAACUCGUUCGUCUGGUUGUACUUAGUGCGAUGUCAAAGAUUCUGUAAUUCUUUGUAAUGAUUGAUCUAAUGAUGAUACUCUAACAUUAUCGGUAAACAAAAUUUGUGAGUCGAAUUAAAAAGGAGAAUGCAAUAACUAUGUAAAAGUGAGAUAGCCGAACUCGGCCUUUGCGCGUAAACACACAUACAUUGAAAAUAUUUUUAUAAGUUAACACCACUAAUUUAUUUAAGAUCAAUUUUAUAAGUUAAUAAGAAAUAUUAUUACUUACUACAUUACUUAGAAUUACUUAGACUAAAUUUCGCAAAUUGAUAAUAAAUAUGAGCAAGAUUUGCAAGCUA